UCUCCAGGCAGCUUCAUCCUCGCAAGUUAGGUAAAAAAAAGUGUCACUCAAGUGGAUUUACCUAACAGACACAAGCCUUAACCAUCGUUAAAUCCAUAUAUUCAACCACUGAAACCGCUUUAAACAGCUUGGUUGGUAGAACAGGCUGUGGUUUUAUACACAGCCUGGGAGGAAACGUUGCCUGCAAGACUAAACUCUGGGCGAAAAUACUCAAGGUCAAACACGACAUCAGGAAGCUAACAUGCUGUCUAUUACAGCAUAAACAGAAAACUCUGCCUUAAGCUAUAUCUAUGAAGUGUGAAAGAAGUUCAGGCAGAGCAUCAACAACAGGCUACUUCUCGCUACAGCAGGUGGCAGUGUGCGCUCCCCGGGCUGCCUUGUGACCCCUCAGCAAGCGCGAAGAAGAAAAUGUCACCGGUGAACGGCGUGAAUCAGUGUAAGUUAGCUCCUACUGUCUGAGAUCUGAACGCAGUCCCGAUGACGGCAGCCGCGGAGCUUCUGGAGGAAACAUGACACCCCUGAGGAGGAUUCAGUCAUGGCUGCCGCUCCUGCAGCGACCCUGUCCGAGAGCAGCUCCGACGACCCGCACACUCCUCCGCACUCCCCACCGUGCAGCUGCAGCCAGGGCCGCCUCCCCCCUGCAGAGCAGGCCGUUUGCACUCUCUGCGCGGAGGCUGAGGAACACGGAUGACUUCGGCGGCGGAUUUACCGAAGAUGAGGAGGAGGAGGAGGAGGAUGAAGAUUUCAUUGACGACAGCGAGGUGGAGGAGCUGUUUCAGCUUCCUGCAGGCAUCGCAGAGGGUCAGCACAGGGUGUUCAUCGUUCACCCUGACGUGAAGUGGGGAAGCAGGAAGCAGCACCUGACCACCGCUGAGCUGAUGAUGGCCGAGGCCGUGGGGCUCGUCAACACGCUGGACAACUGGAGAGUGGUGGACAAGAUCAUCCUCUCCACCAAGACACCAGAGAAGAAGAGGAUAUUUGGCAAAGGCAACUUCCAGUCUCUUACAGAGAAAAUCAGGAAAACGGCAGGAAUCACUGCUGUGUUUGUGAACGUCGAGCGUCUGUCUCCUUUGUCCGAGAGGGAGCUGGAGGAAGCCUGGGGGGUUAAAGUCUUUGACAGAUACUCAGUGGUCCUCCACAUCUUUCGUUGCAACGCCAGAACUAAAGAGGCUAAGUUACAGAUCUCUCUGGCAGAGAUCCCCUUGUUGAGAUCUCGUCUGAAAAAUGAAAUCGCCCACCUGGACCAGCAGGGUGGAGGAUCGAGGUACAUCGGAGGUUCAGGUGAGACCCUGCUGGAGGUCCAGCAGAGACUGCUGAAGGAGCGGGAGAUGAAGAUUCGCUCAGCGCUGGAAAAACUGCGGAAAAAGAGGCACCUGCUGCGAUCUCAGCGCAAACACAGGGAGUUCCCCAUCGUCUCUGUGCUGGGUUAUACCAACUGUGGAAAAACGACUCUGAUCAAAGCACUGACCGGUGACGGCGGUCUUCAACCCAGGAACCAACUUUUCGCCACCCUGGAUGUCACCGUCCACGCCGGCCAGUUACCAAGUCACAUGACAGUUCUGUACGUGGACACCAUCGGCUUCCUGUCCCAGCUGCCUCACCAGCUCAUUGACUCCUUCUCUGCCACCCUGGAAGAUAUUAAACACUCAGAUCUGCUGGUUCACGUCAGAGACAUCAGUCAUCCAGAGACGGUGAAUCAGAAGGUGAACGUUCUGAAUGUCCUCAAGAACCUGCAAAUCCCCGACAGGCUGAUGAGCUCCAUGAUAGAAGUCCACAACAAAAUCGACCUCGUUGACCACUAUCAGUUCACAGAGCCCCACGUGCUGCCCAUAUCUGCCCUGGAAGAGCGAGGCCUGGAUGAGCUGAAGAACGCAGUGGAAGAACAGAUCGUGAACUCGACGGGAAAACACAUUUUAGACCUCGAAGUUGACCUCAGCACUCCGCAGUUAAGUUGGCUGUACAAGGAGGCCACAGUCCAGGACGUGCGGGUGAAUGCGGACGAAGGCUCGGCCGUCGUCAAGGUCAUCAUCAGCGCCGCCGCUUAUGGACGCUACAAGAAACUGUUUGCAGGCAGAUAGCAGAGUAGGAAGAAGAGCGAUCCUGCUGCAGCUCUGAAGAAAUGACUGCUCCAUGCAAACUGUACCACUAACAGUGUAUGUAUUGUACAGAAUAUUAAAAUAUUUGAAAAUCUCAUUUAGUAAAAGAAUGAUGUUUCUGCUUGUAAACAUACAGUGCAUAUAAAAUGCAAAUUACAGCUUUAGACUAUACAGAUUUUUUUGCUGGAAAAUACAGAUUUUUUUCAAAACAUUUCUUUCAGUUAUAAUAAAUGAAGGCAAAGGUGCAAAUAUAUUCAAAAAAGAGAGGAGAUGAGGUAUGUUGUAGCUGCUUUGGGAUCAG
Molecule: messenger RNA, 2397 nt
Organism: Chelmon rostratus (copperband butterflyfish)
Lineage: Eukaryota; Metazoa; Chordata; Actinopteri; Chaetodontiformes; Chaetodontidae
Gene: gtpbp6
Product: GTP binding protein 6 (putative)
Exons: 10
Coding region: 510-2078 (522 amino acids)
Cellular component (GO): cytoplasm
Molecular function (GO): ribosome binding; GTP binding
Source: RefSeq, a predicted model, not a curated record